UGCUUUGGCAGACGUGGCACCGGGAACUCGGAGGCGGGGAGCAGUUGGGAAGUGGUGGCGGUGGUGGCACCCAGCGAAGCUGCGGUCGCGGGAGCCCGAGUGGGGACCGGAGCCGGCUGGGGGCAGCGGCAGCAGGGAUGGCGCGGGUCGUGCCGGCGUGGCUGCUCCUGCUGCUGGCGGUCUGGGUGGUCCUGCCGAUGUGGCUGUCUUCUGCAAAGUUCUCCUCGCUCAUCGACAGAAUCUCUGACCCCAAGGACUUGAAAAAACUUCUCAGGACGCGGAAUAAUGUACUGGUGCUUUACUCCAAAUCUGAAGCUGCAGCUGAAAGUCACCUCAAGUUAUUGUCUACUGUAGCCCAGGCAGUGAAAGGACAAGGCACCAUCUGCUGGGUGGACUGUGGUGAUGCAGAAAGUAGAAAAUUGUGCAAGAAGAUGAAAAUUGACCUGAGUGCAAAGGACAAAAAGGUUGAAUUAUUCCAUUACCAGGAUGGUGUGUUUCAUACUGAAUAUAACCGAGCUGUGACAUUUAAGUCCAUACUGGCCUUUCUUAAGGAUCCCAAAGGGCCCCCACUGUGGGAGGAAGAUCCUGGAGCCAAAGAUGUUGUCCACAUUGACAAUGAAAAGGACUUCCGUCGGCUCCUGAAGAAGGAAGAGAAGCCGAUCCUGAUGAUGUUUUAUGCUCCAUGGUGCAGCGUGUGCAAGAGGAUAAUGCCGCACUUCCAGAAGGCUGCGACCCAGCUGCGGGGCCAGUUCGUGCUGGCCGGGAUGAAUGUCUACCCCUCGGAAUUUGAAAACAUCAAGGAGGAGUACAGUGUGCGUGGCUACCCCACCAUCUGCUAUUUCGAGAAAGGACGGUUUCUGUUCCAGUAUGACAGCUACGGGUCCACAGCUGAGGACAUUGUGGAGUGGCUGAAGAAUCCGCAGCCGCCACAGCCCCAGGUCCCCGAGACUCCCUGGGCAGAUGAGGGCGGCUCCGUUUAUCACCUGAGCGAUGAAGACUUUGACCAGUUUGUGAAGGAACACUCCUCUGUGCUCGUCAUGUUCCACGCCCCAU
Messenger RNA from Odocoileus virginianus texanus, 1053 nucleotides. Lineage: Eukaryota; Metazoa; Chordata; Mammalia; Artiodactyla; Cervidae. The record is from RefSeq and is a predicted model, not a curated record.